Molecule: messenger RNA, 1995 nt
Organism: Malurus melanocephalus (red-backed fairy wren)
Lineage: Eukaryota; Metazoa; Chordata; Aves; Passeriformes; Maluridae
Product: myosin-1B-like
Exons: 14
Coding region: 1-1995 (664 amino acids)
Cellular component (GO): myosin complex
Molecular function (GO): actin filament binding; ATP binding; cytoskeletal motor activity
Source: RefSeq, a predicted model, not a curated record
AUGUCGACAGACGCUGAGAUGGCCAUCUUUGGGGAGGCGGCUCCUUACCUCCGAAAGUCRGAGAAGGAGAGAAUUGAGGCCCAGAACAAACCUUUUGAUGCCAAGUCAUCCGUCUUUGUGGUACAUGCAAAGGAAUCCUAUGUGAAGAGCACAAUCCAGAGCAGGGAAUCUGGCAAAGUCACUGUCAAGACCGAAGGGGGAGAGACUCUGACUGUGAAAGAAGAUCAAAUCUUCUCCAUGAACCCUCCCAAGUACGAUAAAAUCGAGGACAUGGCCAUGAUGACCCACCUCCACGAACCCGCUGUGCUGUAYAACCUCAAAGAGCGUUACGCAGCCUGGAUGAUCUACUAUUUUUGUGUUCUUCAUUUACAAAGUCUAUUUGUUUCUGCCUCAUCCACAGAUCGGGAGAACCAGUCCAUCCUGAUCACCGGAGAAUCCGGUGCYGGGAAGACUGUSAACACAAAGCGUGUCAUCCAGUACUUUGCAACAAUUGCAGCCAGUGGGGACAAGAAGAAGGAGGAGCAGACAUCAGGCAAAAUGCAGGGGACACUCGAGGAUCAAAUCAUCAGUGCCAACCCACUGCUGGAGGCCUUUGGAAACGCCAAGACUGUGAGGAAYGACAACUCCUCACGUUUUGGUAAAUUCAUCAGAAUCCAUUUUGGUGCCACAGGCAAACUGGCUUCUGCUGACAUUGAAACWUAUCUGCUGGAGAAGUCCAGAGUCACUUUCCAGCUCAAGGCGGAAAGAAGCUACCACAUCUUUUAUCAGAUCAUGUCCAACAAGAAGCCGGAGCUAAUUGAGAUGUUACUGAUCACCACCAACCCCUAUGACUAUCUGUACGUGAGUCAAGGGGAGAUCACAGUUCCCAGCAUUAAUGACCAGGAAGAGCUGAUGGCCACGGAUUUCAACAGCCUGGAGCAGUUGUGCAUCAACUUCACCAAUGAGAAACUGCAACAGUUCUUCAACCACCACAUGUUCGUGCUGGAGCAGGAGGARUACAAGAAGGAGGGAAUYGAAUGGGAGUUCAUUGACUUUGGCAUGGACCUGGCUGCCUGCAUUGAGCUCAUUGAGAAGCCCAUGGGCAUCUUCUCCAUCCUGGAAGAGGAGUGCAUGUUCCCCAAGGCAACUGACACCUCUUUCAAGAACAAACUCUAUGAUCAGCACCUGGGCAAGUCCAACAACUUCCAGAAACCCAAGCCUGGYAAAGGCAAGGCUGAGGCUCACUUCUCCCUGGUGCACUAUGCUGGCACAGUGGAUUACAAUAUCUCUGGCUGGCUGGACAAGAACAAGGACCCUCUGAAUGAAACUGUUGUGGGGCUGUAUCAGAAGUCAUCCCUGAAAACACUGGCCUUACUCUUUGCCUCUGCUGGAGGAGAGGCAGAGGCUAGUGGUGGUGGCGGUGGUGGUGGCAAGAAGGGAGGCAAGAAGAAGGGUUCUUCWUUCCAGACUGUCUCAGCUCUUUUCAGGUACCAGAGAAUGGUGGAGCGGAGAGAAUCCAUCUUCUGCAUCCAGUACAAUGUKCGCUCAUUCAUGAAUGUCAAACACUGGCCAUGGAUGAAGCUGUUCUUCAAGAUCAAGCCCUUGCUGAAGAGUGCAGAGUCUGAGAAGGAGAUGGCCAACAUGAAGGGGGAGUUUGAGAAAACCAAGGAAGAGCUUGCGAAGUCUGAAGCAAAGCGGAAGGAACUGGAGGAGAAAAUGGCAUCUCUAAUGCAGGAAAAAAAUGACCUGCAGCUCCAAGUGCAAUCUGAAGCAGAUGCCUUGGCUGAUGCUGAGGAAAGGUGUGACCAGCUCAUCAAAACCAAAAUCCAGCUGGAAGCCAAAAUUAAGGAGGUGACAGAAAGGGCUGARGAUGAAGAGGAAAUUAAUGCUGAACUGACAGCCAAGAARAGGAAACUGGAGGAUGAAUGUUCAGAGCUGAAGAAAGAUAUUGAUGACCUUGAGCUAACACUGGCCAAGGUGGAGAAGGAAAAACAUGCCACUGAAAACAAGGUAUGA